This is a messenger RNA of Diaporthe batatas, 1068 nucleotides long. RefSeq lists its product as uncharacterized. NCBI's taxonomy places the organism in Eukaryota, Fungi, Ascomycota, Sordariomycetes, Diaporthales, Diaporthaceae. The transcript has a single exon. The record is from RefSeq and is a predicted model, not a curated record. The coding region runs from base 1 to 1068 and encodes 355 amino acids.
AUGGCCGACGCCCAGACCAAGGCAGAGAAGCUCGCGGCGGCGCGAAAGAAGGCCGAGGAGCUCAAGAAGAAGAAGGCUGCCGGCGCAAAGGCCAAGAAGGACAAGGCCCCAGCAGAGAAGAAGGAAGACGAACCAGCAGCCGCAGCCGCAGCCGAGCCCGCAGAAGACAAGCCCAAGGAGGAGGCGCAGGAGGACGAGGCACCUGCAGUCGAGCAGUCCACCCCAGCAGAAGCAGAGCCCACCACAACCGCCAGCCCCUUCGCCCCGACCGACACCGAGUCACCCCCACACACAGCCGUUGGCGCCACGCCCGAGUCCACGGCAGAGCUGGAGGCCAAGCUCCUGGAGCUGGAGAAGGAGCUGGACGCCGUCAAGGAAGCCAGGGAUGAGGCCCAGCUGACGGCGGACGCGCUGGAGAAGAAGGUGGUGUCGCUCGAGCUGCUGCACAAGGAGGACGAGUCACAGAUCAACCGGCUGCAAAAAGACCUGGCCGAGGCCAAGAACGAGAGUGUGGACCUCAAGAACCAGCUGCAAAAGGCCGAGGCCGAGGCGCUGCGGCUGAGCAAGCAGGAGAACCAGGACCGGGGCGGCACCGACAACGACCACCUGGACGAGCUGGAGGAGGAGGAGCGCAAGAGGCUGGAGGCGCGCAUCAGGCAGCUCGAGGCGGAGAACUCGGACCUCCAGCGGGGCAUCUGGCAGGAGAGGCGGCGCGAGAUGCAGCCGCCCAUGGACGACGGCACGACGGGCCAGUUCACGACCGUGCCGCUGUCGCCAUCGACGGCGCGCAAGCAGGGCGGGUUCGGGGACUUUUUCACGACGGGGCUCAACGCGCUCACGGGCGGCGGCGGCCACGAGCACGGGCAGGACGAGGACGGGUUCCUGGACGACGACGAGGACUUUGACGAGGACGCAUUCCGCAAGGCACAGGAGGAGACUGCCAAGGCGAGGAUCGAGAGGAUCAAGGAGGUCAAGAGGGGCCUGAAGAACUGGGAGGGCUGGAGGCUGGACCUCGUGGAGGGCCGCAGAGGCGGCGGCGAGGGGCUGGGGGAGAUAUUUGACAUCUGA